AUGAGCCCUGUCAUGCUGGUCUUCGACACAUCAGCGACAUCCCUCGGGGCCAAGGCCAGCAUUGCUGUCACACUGUGCAGUUUUGGGAUCUUCACAACAGGGCUGCUGCACUGGUUCACCUCGCCAUAUGUGCGACAGCUGGUGUUUGACAAAAAGUCAAACACGAUGGAGAUUGAGACUCUGUCGGUGUUUGCGCGGCCGCAAAUAACUCGCGCGCAUCUGGCAGAGAUCAGCUAUCCUGACACCAUCAGGCCGCAGGUCACAUUCGCGGUAAAUGGCAAAUUCUUCUAUUUGGACGAUAACACCUUCCCGGACAAAGAGCUGCUAGCUGCACUGACGCCCCCAGAGCCAAGCGCAGCAGGCAGCUCCAUUUCAAACGGUGCCAGGCUGUCCUCACAGAUCCUCAUGAGGAGGCCCUGGCAGGCCCUGCAGCUGUCCGGGACAGCUACAGCUGUUGACUUCAGCUGA
Messenger RNA from Coccomyxa subellipsoidea C-169, 468 nucleotides. RefSeq lists its product as hypothetical. NCBI's taxonomy places the organism in Eukaryota, Viridiplantae, Chlorophyta, Trebouxiophyceae, Coccomyxaceae. Gene Ontology annotation, cellular component: mitochondrial membrane. Gene Ontology annotation, biological process: mitochondrial proton-transporting ATP synthase complex assembly. The transcript has 4 exons. The record is from RefSeq and is a predicted model, not a curated record. The coding region runs from base 1 to 468 and encodes 155 amino acids.